Tauraco erythrolophus (red-crested turaco) is the source of this 2064-nucleotide messenger RNA. Lineage: Eukaryota; Metazoa; Chordata; Aves; Musophagiformes; Musophagidae. The record is from RefSeq and is a predicted model, not a curated record.
GUGCCAGCCUGCGGCUGUCCGGCGGGAGGAACGGCUGGGGGGGGCCGCGGGAGGUGUACAAUGGCAACAGCUGGGGGACGGUGUGUGACGACUUGUGGGACCUGCGUGAUGCCCAGGUGGUGUGCCAGCAGCUGGGCUGCGGCCAGCCCGGGGCCGCCCCGGGCAACGCACACUUCGGCGUUGGCUCUGGGACCAUCUUCCUGGAUGACGUGCAGUGCAGUGGGGACGAGCCCUCCCUCCAGAUGUGCAGGCACAAUGGCUGGGGUGUGCACAACUGCAGGCACAUAGAGGACGCCAGUGUCAUCUGUGCAGGUGCGUGGGUAGCAGAGGCCACCAGCUCUACAGUGGAGUUCCUGGUCUCCUGUGUCCCCAUCCCGUUUUCGUCGCGAUCGCCGUCGUGGUACCCUAUACCCCAAGCAACUUAUUUUUGUGGUGGCUCACUCUCAAAUUCCUCUGGGGUGCUGCAGAGUCCCUUCUACCCUGGAAGUUAUCCAAACAACGCUGACUGCGUGUGGGAAAUACAAGUAGAGAACAAUUUCCGCGUUAUGCUCACAUUUAGAGACAUUGCGAUGCAAAGCGGCAGAUGCCAGCAUGACUAUGUCGAAGUCUAUGACGGGCCUCCACACUCUUCCCUGCUUCUUGGGAGACUUUGUUCUGGUUCCUUUCCCACGUACGUAUCCUCUUCAAACAUGAUGACCGUCCGCUUUCGCAGCGAUUCUAGAGACGCUUUCCGAGGAUUUCAGGCUCACUACUCCUCCAUUCCAGCAGAUCACAACACUACCCUUCUGUGCUUGCCAGACUACAUGCGAGCGGUGGUUAGCAGAGACUAUCUCCAGUCUCAAGGCUACUCGGCACCGAUGGUCACCCUGAACGACGGUCGCUGUGAACCAACAGUCACAUCACACCAGGUUAUAUUCAACAUUCCCUACGACGGCUGUGGGACGAUACGAGAGGAGAACAAUGAUACAAUCAACUAUUCCAACACGAUCAAAGUUACAUCUUCUGGGCACAUAAUCAGGAGGAAAAAGAAUAUUAAUUUACACGUCAGCUGCAAAAUGCUACAGAACACAUGGAUGCAAAUCAUGUAUGUGGCUGAAGAUACUAUAGAUGUGAAUGAAAAUCAGUUUGGAAGAUAUGACGUGAACAUCACUUUUUAUGAUUCCUCAUCAUUCUUGCGGCAAGUGCAAGAAUCUCCAUACUACAUUGACUUGAACCAAAAUUUGUACCUUCAAGCUUAUCUUCACAGUUCUGACCCAAAUCUGAUGGUGUUUGUCGACACAUGUGUGGCAUCACCUGAUCCUCGUGAUUUCAACACUCUGGCCUAUGAUAUAAUCAAGGAUGGAUGCGUUAGAGAUUCUUCCUACGUCACUUACAACUCCCCCUACAGCCACUUCGCCCGGUUCAAGUUUAAUGCCUUUGAGUUCAUCAGCCGCCACGCGUCGGUGUACCUGCGGUGCGAGCUGGUGGUGUGCAGGCUCCACGACUAUUCCUCCCGCUGCUACCGGGGCUGUGCCAGCAGGUCCAAGAGAGACACGAGUUCUGCCGAGGAAAAAGCGAGCGUGGUGGUCGGACCGCUUCAGCUUCGACAAGGAGGUGCUCAGAGUAGGAAUACUGCAAGUGGUACCUGGUGGCACUCAUCAGGAGGCUCAAACUCUGGAGGUCACAACUCAAUAUGGAAGAAAAUUACAAAAUGGAUAAAAGACAAAUUUAAACCCAAAGAACAUCCCAAACUGCGACUGGUGUCUGGAGGGGACCGCUGCGCCGGGAGGGUUGAGGUUUACCAUGAUGGCAAAUGGGGGACGGUCUGUGAUGAUUACUUCAGUAAGAAGAGUGGCAGCGUUGUAUGCAGACAGCUUCAUUGUGAUCGAGUUGUUGCUGUCUUGGGAAACUCUUACUUUGGCCCUGGCAGAGGACACAUCCACCUGGAUAAUGUGCAGUGUAGAGGAACCGAAUCUUAUCUUUGGGACUGUCGGCAUGCUGGCUGGGGAAAACAUAACUGUGGACACAACGAGGACGUCAGCGUCAUCUGUUCAGAUGCAGUACGCUCCACGGCUGCAGUGACAG